AUGGCCCUCAACAGGGGUCCUCACACUGGGCUUCACCAUCACCUCACAGCAGGGGCGCAUUGGGAGAUCAACCUGGCGCACUCUCCCAAUGGCCUUGAGCUGAUCCCACCACUGCCACCAUCGGAGGAUGUGUUGGGGCAGACUGUUCCAGCCAAACAGAACCGGAUUGUUGGUGGUGGUUUGGCCAGUCCCAACACCUGGAAAUGGCAGGCCUCUCUACGAGUUCAAAGCGGGACUUGCUACAACCACGUCUGUGGUGGAGUUCUGAUCAGAAAGCAGUGGGUGCUGACCACUGCCCAGUGUGUAGACCACCUUGUAGUGUCCAUGGUUGUGCUGGGAGACUAUGAUCUGAUCACGAGCGAGAAUUCCAGGGAGCAGUACUAUGCAGUGAGCGCCAUCUACAUCCACCCCAACUGGAACCGCAACCUGGCUGAUGGGAACGAUAUCGCUCUGAUCCGUCUGAGCUCGGAUGUCAUUCUAAACUCCUACGUGCAGCUGGGUACUCUGCCCACCAGCAGCCAGACUCUUUCUGGUAGUGUCUGCUAUACGACCGGCUGGGGAGUCACACAGACUGGAGGCCUUUACUCUGCCAUCCUAAAGGAGGCCUCCCUGGCUGUACUGGAUUAUGGUACCUGCUCUUCCAGUACCCACUGGGGCAGCGUCGUUAAACCCAACAUGAUCUGUGCUGGUGGUGGAACCAAUGCUGCUUGCACUGGUGAUUCUGGAGGCCCUCUGAACUGCCAGGUUGGUAAUACCUAUGUUGUGCAUGGACUCGUCAGUUUUGUGUCUGCUGCUGGCUGCAACACCAUCAAUAAACCAACAGUCUUCACCCGAGUGUCUAACUAUCUGCCCUGGAUUCAGAGUGCCAUACCAAACUGGGCGCAGGCUGCUGCUUUCGGUCUGCCACGCUGCCAUGCUGUACUCCACCCUGCUGGGCUCUGGGGGGCCUGUGGUAGCACAUUAGCUGUGAUUGAGAGCCAGAGACCAAUGGAAAAAGAUUUGAGAGCUGCAGGGUGCUGGCGGGUUGGUUUUUGGAUCAAGAUGUAG
This is a messenger RNA of Electrophorus electricus (electric eel), 1047 nucleotides long. Lineage: Eukaryota; Metazoa; Chordata; Actinopteri; Gymnotiformes; Gymnotidae. The record is from RefSeq and is a predicted model, not a curated record.